AUGGCAACGAUUAUCACUAUAUUAGGGAAGCCGCUCAGAUGGUCACCCUCGCCCUCACCCCGGGCUCAGAGGUUCCAUGACCAUCGAGACGCCCCGGAAGAAUCGAAGAACGCAAGAUCCGGCAUCAUGGGACGCACAUCUAUGGCAAACCUGGUACUUGUCGGAAUCCUCUCGCUUGUUGUGAGAGCAGUCUGUAUAUCCAGGCCUGUGCAGUAUUCAGAGAACGGCAAAAAAUAUGAGUGCAAGUGCUCACCUGCAGAUGAUUGCUGGCCCAAGUUGAACGCGUGGAACAAGCUCAACACCACCGUGGGAGGCAACCUUGUCAAACAUAUCCCGCCCGCUGCCGUCUGUUACAACGAAUUUCGCGGGAUCCCGACGUACGACGCCGCAAAAUGCGCCGAGGCAACAUCCAAGUGGACGGAUGAGAGAUGGCAUAUUGACAUAAGCCCGACUAGAAUCUCCCAACCAGCAUCGCAACUUUGGACUUGGGGAAGCAACAACACUUGCGAACUUACACAGGACCCCACGCGCACUUGUACGCUUGGCAAUUAUCCCGAGUAUGUCAUCAUUGCCAAGACGAAGCAGCACGUCAAGGCAGGCGUCGACUUUGCCCGGUCAAGAAACCUGCGACUUGUUAUCCGCAAUACCGGUCACGAUUUCGAGGGUCGAAGCACAGGCGCGGGUUCCUUGGCCAUCAACACCCACAACUUCAAGGAUAUCUCGUUCGUUGAUAGGUACAGGGGACCGGGAGGUUAUCAAGGACCUGCCGUUACCGUUGGCGCCGGUGUUCAAGGUUACGAAGUGUCUGAAGCCGCUCAUGCAAGGAACCCACCGCUGAACGUUCUCACAGGAGAGUGCGAGACCGUUGGUGUUGCCGGCGGCUUCCUUGGAGGAGGUGGCCAUGGCCCGUUGAGUGGUCAACAUGGCUUCGGUGCAGAUAAUGCACUGUCCUUCGAGGUUCUCACCGCUUCCGGAGAUUUUGUCACUGCCAACGCCAAAACGAACUCGGACCUAUACUACGCUCUCAAGGGCGGUGGUCCUGGUAACUACGCUGUAGUCUUGUCUGUAACUUUAAAGACUCAUCCUGACAGUAUCCAUGGUGCUGCAAUGUACCUAAACGUCAACGCUACCACGGGGGCAAACUUCGAUCAGGUUUUGAAAGCAGUUAGCAAGCUGCACGAGCUUGGUAACGAUAUGGUUGAUAACGGCCUCUACGGUAUCUAUGAACUGUAUCCUGCCGUCAUUGGUGGAGCACUCCACAUUCAACCUAUCAUGGGCAUGAACAAGACAGCUCAGCAGCUUACUGCCAUCAUGCAACCAUUCUUGUCAUAUCUCGAUUCCGAGCAGAUUCCUUAUGACCACGGGGUCAAGGAGUAUCCCAACUACUACACCCUCUUCCACGACAUUUUCGAACCUGAGGCCGCUGCCCAAAACGGUCUGACUGGAGGUUGGGUCUUCACUCACGAAGACAUGAGGACAAACCAAGCUGCCAUCAACGAUGCUAUCAAGUUUGCCCUUGCCCCUGCAAGCGACAAGUUUGGCAUUGUGAUCAGCCACUUUUUUGACCCAGGAUACAGCGUGAGGAAGUCGGAGAGCGCCACGCACCCUAGGUGGAGAGGUGCAACUAUGCGGACCAUGGCGAUUUUGCCCCAGCCUUUGGACGCGACCUGGGCCCAGAAGCUGGAGCUCAACGACUUGAUGGUCAACACCAUCACGGAGAAAUUCAAACAAGCCGCGCCGAAUGGGUUGGCGUAUGUCAAUGAGAACUACGCCUUCAUGAAGAACUGGCAAGAUGCGUUCUGGGGCCCGAUAUACCCUAGACUAGCAGCAAUCAAGAAGAGGUGGGAUCGAAACAGUGUCUUCUUCUCUUGGUCGACGCCAGGCAGUGAGGACUGGACUGUAAUCGACUAUGCGAAUAGGCUGUGCAAGGAGAAAUAA
Messenger RNA from Colletotrichum truncatum, 1938 nucleotides. Lineage: Eukaryota; Fungi; Ascomycota; Sordariomycetes; Glomerellales; Glomerellaceae. The record is from RefSeq and is a predicted model, not a curated record.